AUGCCUGUUAUUUUAACACAAAACAUUGCUAUUGAACUGGGUCUUAUGAACGACAUUAAUGAAAUCCUUCGACAACUAGUCUAUCAGCUCGAUUCUAUGUCAACAGAUGUUCUAUCACAAGCAUUUCCAAACUACACACAAUAUGUUCAUCGGCCUUUAUAUGUAUUGAUUGAAAUUUCUCGAUCGAAAAUUGAAUGCAAUCUUGAAGAACUCCAACCAAAACUCGCCCCGAUACCAUUAAUGGAACAAACACUGUCAAAUGAAAUGGACGACAUUGCUGCAGUUUAUGUACCUUUAUCACGUGUAAAACAUUUGGCUGAUCUUAUUAUUUUACGCCAAUUCGAUUACAAGGUUUUGUUUAUCAAACCAAAUAAAUCACAAAUCCUCGAAAUAGAAGACUCGAUAAACUGUAUUUAG
Messenger RNA from Rotaria socialis, 417 nucleotides. The record is from the annotation of a GenBank genome assembly. NCBI's taxonomy places the organism in Eukaryota, Metazoa, Rotifera, Eurotatoria, Philodinida, Philodinidae.